AUGAUGCUCAUACAAUCCUCACUCGUGGCCCUGGCCCUCUUCACAACUUCAUGCCUCGCUAUAUCCAAAAACUUCUACCCCUCCUCAAAGCGCGGCCUCAUCUACAUCCCCAACUCCGACUUCCCCAGCGACGACAAAGUCUGGGUCCAAAAACACUCCGACCUAACAUGGUACUACAACUACAAACCGUACCCCAGCCCUGUCUACGAGAACAACACCUCCUUCCAGUUCGUCCCCAUGCUCUGGGGAGCACCCGAUGGCUUCGAUGACACUUCCUUUCUUGAGAAUGUCACGGCUCAGAUCAUCGGUGGUCGAAACAUCACGUAUGUCAUGGGCUUCAACGAGCCGGACAACUCAAUGGCCAACGGCGGCAGUGAUAUGAAGCCAAAAGACGCAGCCAAGUACUGGAUCAAGCAGCUCGAGCCGCUGAGAAAACUAGGCGUCUCGCUUGGUGCGCCGGCGGUGACGGGAGCUCCUUCGGGGUUUACGUGGCUGGCGGACUUUGUAGAAGCUUGUAAGGGAAAUUGCACAUUUGACUUUAUCCCUAUACAUUGGUACGGAAGCUUUGAUGGGAUGGCGAGCCACAUAGCUGGUGUGCUGGAUGUCUUUCCAGGGAAGAAGAUCUGGGUUACUGAAUUUGCGUUGGACUUUUCAUCUUUGGCUGCGACGCAGGAUUACUUCCAGACAUCGGUGAAGUAUCUCGAUGGAAACAAAAACGUGACUCACUAUUCGUACUUUGGGUCUUUUCGCUCAUUUACGUCGAAUGUUGGGUAUAAUGUGUCGAUGCUGAACUCAAAUGGACAGUUGACUGAUAUAGGAAGUUGGUAUCUUGGAGGUGAUGCGACGGGCGUUAUACCAGGUGAUAAUGUUGUCAAGCCUAAUGUAACAGCUUCCAAGCCGUCUACGCCCACGUACGUUGUUCCAGCAUUGGUCACAGAGGACAGUGACUCGCAGGCCCUGAUGAUUCAGCCGUUGAUAUCCUAUCUUGGUCUACUCGGGCCGCUGAUUGCCUUGUAUAUCACUAUAUAG
This is a messenger RNA of Fusarium fujikuroi IMI 58289, 1029 nucleotides long. RefSeq lists its product as uncharacterized. Gene Ontology annotation, biological process: fungal-type cell wall polysaccharide metabolic process. Gene Ontology annotation, cellular component: fungal-type cell wall. The record is from RefSeq and is a predicted model, not a curated record. The coding region runs from base 1 to 1029 and encodes 342 amino acids. NCBI's taxonomy places the organism in Eukaryota, Fungi, Ascomycota, Sordariomycetes, Hypocreales, Nectriaceae. The transcript is spliced from 2 exons.